AUGGCGUCUACGAGUCGUUGCUUUUUUAAGGUUCGUAUAGGGUCAUUGGUCGUGUCAAUUUACGUGCCUGCCUUUCGGCCUCAGUUCGGCUCGUGGUGCCUCACAAAGCUACUGAAGCUGGUCAUGACCUAUUUCCAAUCCAGGGGCAUCCAUUACCUUGUCUACCUGGAUAACUUGCUGAUCUUCUGCGACACAGAAUCCACACUGCGCUCACAGACGUACUUUGUCGUUCACUUUCUGGAGUCUUUGUGCUUCGUGGUGACCAGUCAAAAGUCAGCCCUUUCCCAUUCACUGGUCACUGGAUUGCGUCCUCGGACUACCUGCCACGAAGAUUGCAUCCAUCCAAGAGGAGAUUUGGCGGAUUCUACGCACGGCUAUGGCUCCUCUGCAACACAUACAAAACCAUAG
This is a messenger RNA of Pelobates cultripes (western spadefoot toad), 408 nucleotides long. NCBI's taxonomy places the organism in Eukaryota, Metazoa, Chordata, Amphibia, Anura, Pelobatidae. The record is from the annotation of a GenBank genome assembly.